AUCCCAAAAUAAAAGAAGCCCGAGAGGUUAUGAAUAUACUACAUGAAAUUGCCACGAUGUUGAAUACAAACCUGGAUAGAGAAACAUUAUCUCUCUGUAUCUCCUUAUGUGAGAAUGGGGUCAAUCCAGAAGCUCUUGCUGCCAUGAUAAAAGAACUCAAAAGAGAAAGCGCUGCACAAGCAACGGAAUCAGAAUCAAACCGCUGA
Paraglomus occultum is the source of this 206-nucleotide messenger RNA. NCBI's taxonomy places the organism in Eukaryota, Fungi, Glomeromycota, Glomeromycetes, Paraglomerales, Paraglomeraceae. The record is from the annotation of a GenBank genome assembly.